Molecule: messenger RNA, 1584 nt
Organism: Zymoseptoria tritici IPO323
Lineage: Eukaryota; Fungi; Ascomycota; Dothideomycetes; Mycosphaerellales; Mycosphaerellaceae
Gene: CYP-26
Product: putative P450 monooxygenase
Exons: 2
Coding region: 1-1584 (527 amino acids)
Molecular function (GO): heme binding; iron ion binding; monooxygenase activity
Source: RefSeq, a predicted model, not a curated record
AUGAUCCUCACAGCGCUCUACGGUGCCUUUGAAGCUCUCAUAUACGGCGCCCUGCCCACAAUCCUGAUCAUCGUUGUUGGCGGAUCAAUCGUCCUGGGGUAUACAACUCUUUCCGACAUUCCAGGACCGUUCUAUGCCAAAUUCACCGACUACUGGCGAUUCAGAGUCGUCGGCAAGCGGAACUCCCACGAGACAUAUCUCAAGUUGCACGAAGAAUAUGGCGACUUUGUCCGUAUUGGGCCCAACUGCGUGAGCAUCAGUCGUCCGGAUGUCAUUCCCUUGAUAUACGGCAUCAACGUCAAGGCGACCAAAUCCGACUUCUACACCGUCUGGCAAAACGUCGUCAACGGCAAACGCACCGCCUCCCUCGUCUUCACCACCGACGAAGCCCACCACGCCACCAUGAAACGCCCCAUCGCCAACGCCUACUCCCUCUCCACCCUCGUCGAAUUCGAGCCCCUCAUCGACUCCACCACCGCCGUCUUCCUCUCCCGUCUCGACUCCCAAUUCGCCUCCACCGGCGCCGUCUGCGAUCUCGGCACCUGGCUGCAAUGGUACGCCUUUGACGUAAUCGGCGAACUCACCCUCUCCAAACGCCUGGGAUUCCUCGAAAAGGGGGAGGACGUGGAGAACAUCGCCGCCAACGUCGCGAGGAAUUUCGAUCGUUGUUCGUCGCUCGGGCAGAUGCCUUGGUUGGACUUGAUUUACAAGCAUCCUUACUUUCAAGCGCUGUUCCUCAAGUCGCCUGUCAAUCCAAUCAUAGCGUUCGGCCAGCGCCGCCUUCAAGAACGUCUCGACGACAAUGAAGACACACCCCCUCCCACCGACCUGGGCAUCACCGACCCGUCCCUCGCCGCCAAAGUCCUCCACACCACCCUCCCCUCCAAACCCGACUUCCUCUCCCGCUUCCUCACCCUACACGAAACUCAACCGGAAAUCGUCACCGAAAACACCCUCCUCGCCUACCUCUUCAUGAACAUCAACGCCGGCUCCGACACCAUCGCCUCCACCGUGCGCGCUUUAUUCUACCACCUCCUCCGUCACCCUUCAACCCUCACCACCUUGAUGACCGAACUCGACGCCGCGCAUGAAGCGGGGAACUUGACUCUCCCCCUCCCGACCUGGUCCGAAGUCCAACCCCUUCCCUACCUCUCCGCUGUAGUCAAAGAGUCGUUAAGACUCAACCCCGCGCUCGCUCUUCCUCUCGAACGAAUCGUGCCCGCUGCAGGUAUAACCAUCAACGGCACAUUCUUCCCUCCCAACACAGUCAUAGGUGUCAACCCCUGGGUUCUCCACCGCGACACUCGAAUUUUCGGCUCCGAUGCAAAGGAAUGGAAUCCAAGCCGCUGGAUCGAUGGGGAUGCGGAGAGGACGAGGUAUAUGGAAAGUCAUUUACUCAGUUUCGGAGCGGGGAAGAGGACGUGUUUGGGGAGGAAUAUUGCGAUUUUGGAGUUGAGUAAAGUUGUGCCGGCGAUUCUUUGUAGGUAUAAGAUGAGACUGGAGGAUGAGGGGAGGGAGUGGAAGGUGGUGAAUAGUUGGGCGGUGAGGCAGGAGGGGUUGGAGGUGCUGUUGGAGAGGAGGUGA